AUUUAGGUUGCAUUCUACUGUUAGACUUGAAAUUUUGAUAUAUAGAAAACAUUUUUUGGUAUAAAACCUGCUGUCCAUUGAGUUCACUUUCCUUCUAAUCCAUUAUGAUAUAUGAAACUGCUUCUUACUGUCCUGAAUUUUCUUUCAAAUGUUUUUGCUUUCUGCAAGUUUGUUUGACAUUCUUAUGUAAAUUUUUAUGACCUUAAACUUGGAGAUAUAAUUAUGCCAGCUCCAAUGGCAAGGCACAAAUUCCUAGAAUAAAACCCUUAUCCCUAAGGAAUUCCAUUGGAGGGUUGAAUGAAUUCUAUUGCUGAUCUGGCUGUGAAGUAUGACUAAUGAAAUUGGAACACUUGCAGGUUGGUUGAUGUUGUUGCACCUGCUGAAAUCCUGCACAGAAAGGAAAUGGCCAGUGUUGGUAGUAGUUCAGUUAGUCCUCUUGAUAGUCCACAAGUAGAUGAUGAUAGUCUACAGGUCACUUGUUUCACUGAGGAUCUUCAUGAUGUAAUUUUCCAUUUUCAGAUAAUACGGCUCAAGAAACAGAUAUAUACAUGGAUUGGAUGCAACACUACCAAAUUUGGGCAUUUAUAUGCAGCUGCACCUACUCGACCUAACAAUACGGUGAGUGUAACAUCAAUACUUGGAGGGACCUCUGACAACACGGGAUCAAGCAUUGCUCGACGAUUAGUGUUAAAGACUGGCCUCAGUGUAAUUGUGGCUUGCAACAUUCCUAAGAACAGUCCCAUGCUUGAGGCGGAUGCAGAGAGAAAGUUAAUAGAGAAGCUGACGGCUCUCAGGUACACGAUACCAAAAUCUCAGGGAUUGGCCCUCACAUAGUCGAGAGUUUCUUUGGCAAACUUACAUAGUUGAUGAUUGAAGCUAACAUAUUAUGUAUCAGUAAUUUAUAUG
Telopea speciosissima is the source of this 906-nucleotide messenger RNA. Its product is annotated as proteasome assembly chaperone 4-like. Lineage: Eukaryota; Viridiplantae; Streptophyta; Magnoliopsida; Proteales; Proteaceae. The transcript is spliced from 5 exons. The record is from RefSeq and is a predicted model, not a curated record. The coding region runs from base 403 to 834 and encodes 143 amino acids. Gene Ontology annotation, biological process: proteasome assembly.